AUGGCAGAGCACCACGCGCAAUACCAGCAGUCCCAUCAGUUCCCGGGCCAAACAGGCAUGCAGCAGCAACAACACGGCAAGUCCUACCAGGUCGCAAAGGCCGCCACCGCAGUCACCGCCGGGGGUUCACUCCUCGUUCUUUCCGGUUUGGUCCUUGCUGGCACGGUCAUAUGCUUGACCAUAGCUACUCCUCUCCUCGUGAUCUUCAGUCCGGUCCUCGUCCCGGCUGUGAUCACAGUGGCUCUAAUAAUGACUGGCUUCUUGGCAUCCGGUGGGUUUGGCGUGGCGGCUAUCAGUGUGUUGUCGUGGAUCUACAAGUACGUGACUGGAAGCCACCCGCCUGGGGCGGACAAGAUCGACUCCGCGAGGCACAAGCUGGCAGGGAAGGCGAGGGACAUGAAGGACAGAGCCGAGCAGUUUGGGCAACAGCAUAUGGGCUCAGAACGCGGUCAACAUCAGACUUCUUAA
Molecule: messenger RNA, 468 nt
Organism: Argentina anserina (silverweed cinquefoil)
Lineage: Eukaryota; Viridiplantae; Streptophyta; Magnoliopsida; Rosales; Rosaceae
Product: oleosin 1-like
Exons: 1
Coding region: 1-468 (155 amino acids)
Biological process (GO): sexual reproduction; lipid storage
Cellular component (GO): extracellular region; monolayer-surrounded lipid storage body; membrane
Source: RefSeq, a predicted model, not a curated record